This is a messenger RNA of Raphanus sativus (radish), 1332 nucleotides long. RefSeq lists its product as uncharacterized. The record is from RefSeq and is a predicted model, not a curated record. Lineage: Eukaryota; Viridiplantae; Streptophyta; Magnoliopsida; Brassicales; Brassicaceae. The transcript is spliced from 3 exons. The coding region runs from base 541 to 984 and encodes 147 amino acids.
UAACAUCUCAUCUUAAUACUCAUAUACUUUCAUUCAUAUUAAUAUAAACUUACACUACAAAACACAAUUGUGUGUAAAAAUUGGAUUUGAAAACCUUAUUAUAGUUAAUAUUUUUUAAAUAGUCUAUUUAUUAUCAAAGUUUUGGAUUUGAUCAGUAAGAAACUUGUUUUUAAACCCUAAACCCCAAGUCGUCGGAAUUCGGUCAGAAUAUACCGAUGGAAUUCCGACGACCUGCCCCAUUCCGACGGAUAUAUGUUCGUCGGAAUUCCGUCGGUUUGUUAGUUUCCCGAAAUUACAAACCGCGUGAAAAUUUCGAGUGGACCGCGUGAAUAUUUCAUUAAACCGCGCAUUUAAUAUUUUAUUCUUUUUCCGACGACAUACCGACGGACACGGGUCCGUCGGUUCCUUUAAAUAAAAACCAAUCCUUCUUCCUUCUUCACUAUUUUCGCCUCUAUCUCUAAAUCCUCUCCGUUUUCUCUCUCUUCUCCGGCGAUUCUCACCGCGAAUCCGGCGUCCCCACCUCCGUGAAUCCAUCCCACCAUGUCUGAUGAUUCGAGUGCUCGUCAGCGUGCCCGACCUCGUCGUUCCGCACCCCGUGGCCGAGCUAGUUCGGUGAGCAGUUCCCGUGCAUCGGGUUCGUCGUCUCACGAACAAAACUCGGUUCCUGUCGCUCCGGCUCCCGCUCCGGCUCCCGCUCCGGCUCCCGCUCCAGCUCCUGCAGCCGCUCCACAUGACCCGGGGGUCAUGCCAGUUGAAAUAUUGGUUCAACAACCAGGUCGAGAGCAUCUCCCGUUUCUCGAACAAUACCCACGAAUGGGACACUCGACUUGGUUCAACAAGUCGACCAGUGGGAUUAGCGGGAGCAUCACCCAGAUGAUGUAUUCGAUGCUCCAGACGGGAUAUGACAAGUGGACUUCGAUCCCUUCCGCGGAAUGCGAGUUGUGGUUUCGUCAGUUCGCGGCAACUAUUAAGUUUUUUUUUUAAACAUUUUUAAAUUUUUUAUAUUUUAUAUGUACUAAUCAAAUCGUGUGUUUUUUGUAGCAAGAAUUUACUUGGGACUCCGGCCUGACGGAAACAGUCCGUCAGGCAUUCAGCCGCAAAGCCCAGACCGUCUACACGAAGCAGAUCUACGAGUGGAAGCAAGUAUGGCUGGAUGAGAGGAAGCCCCGGUUACUUAGCGGGACGGUGUGGACCCAAUUGAUCCAGCACUGGGAGAAGGAAGAGACUAUAGAGAAGUCUCUACAGAACUCCGCCAACCGGAAGAGCGAUCGUGGCGGGAAAGGUAUUUACGUGCACAACCUCGGCGCUUGCAGUAUGUCCUCUAAGAAGGAU